Messenger RNA from Odontomachus brunneus, 9819 nucleotides. Its product is annotated as hybrid signal transduction histidine kinase L-like. The record is from RefSeq and is a predicted model, not a curated record. Gene Ontology annotation, molecular function: DNA-binding transcription factor activity; DNA binding. Lineage: Eukaryota; Metazoa; Arthropoda; Insecta; Hymenoptera; Formicidae. Bases 4222 to 5634 code for a protein of 470 amino acids. Gene Ontology annotation, biological process: circadian rhythm; regulation of DNA-templated transcription. Gene Ontology annotation, cellular component: nucleus. The transcript has 2 exons.
UACAUGAUUGUGUAUCAUAAUGUACAAAUUUCCUUUAAUUAAUAUCUAAAAAUCUAUAUAGUCAUUUGCAAAAUGGUAGAGGACUUUUUUGUUCAGUUUGACUUAAUAUAUAAGUGUACAACGGCAGACGGCUCCACUGCAACUAAUCUACCAUAUCACGCAUGAUCAUUCAUCAAUCUUCUUUAAUUAAUAUUUCGACUAUUAUUACGAAUAUCGCAAAACGGUAUGGGACUUUUGUGUUUAUCUCGAUCUGCUUUACAUCUUUACGAAAGAUUGUGAAGCUAAUCUGGGAUACCCUGUAUAUAUACUACAGAUUUCAUAUAUUUUCUUUUCUCUCUUUCUCUCUCUCUCUCUGCUUUCUGCUCGUUGGCGCGCGUUCCUGGAAAAUUAGGUGACACCAUGAGAUAACACUUCCUCGGAAACGUCAAUUGAUAAUGACGGGGGAGAUAUUACGGAGAGGAGAUGCGCAUUCGGAAAACCGACACGCGCAGUUGGCCGGCGUGUCUUUCCUGCUUUAUACGCGCGCGCGCGUGUGUUUAUCGUGCGCAACAAUAGCGACAACGGGCGAAUAUUAAUAGAGGCGGCUGCGUAGUUCUAAAUCGAGUCGCCGGCGAGCGCUUUAAUUCCGCCUUCCGUGAAGUGCGGAGAGUCACGCGCGCGCCCUUCGAUUUCAUUUGACGUUUCUGCUCUGGGCCGGGGACUGAUAUCGUCGUUAUAUGUAUGAAAACUGAUCGAGAGAUGUACACUGAGAGGAGAGAUAUCUGAGAAAUAAAAAAUAUUUACUCGAUGGGCACUAAUAAAAUAUAUCAAUUUAGAUCAGAAUUCCUUCGUUUAAAUACAACAAGUAACAAUUGCUCUCAAAGAGAAAAAAACUCUUGAGAAAAUACAAUAUUUUCUCAUUUGAGGAAAAUUCUUUCUCAAUGUAAGCACAUGUAUAUCGGCACAAGUAAAUAUGCUAUUUGUACCCGUCGAAUAUAAAUAUUUUGUAUUUUCUAGAUAUUUUCUCUCUCAGUGUAGGAAUAUAUUUUCCCCGUGCAUCGUAAUCUCACUGAGAAGAAUUUAUUUGCAAAAUAUAAAGUUUGCUUACGCAGAAAUAAACUUGAUGUCUCACGAACAGCUUUUCGAGUAUUCUCUCCUCUUAGUGUAGUCCUCCAAUUUUGCGAGUCCAAUCCUCAGAUUCUCGCGCGUUCCCAUUUUCUAUCUCAUGUCACAGAGACCCCAUUCGAGUUUUCCCUGCUCAAUCAUCUAUUCAAUUAUUCAUUAUUAUUAUUACUAUCAAGAGCAACGUUAGAAGAAUCCGACUACACCUGCCCGUGGCGCUCGAGAGACACACAUUCGCAUUUCAAUGAGCUCAUCCUGAAAUUAUAUCGAGCCAAGUCACCGCGCGCUCGGAUGACUUCUAUCGCGUCGCGGUACGUCACGUAGGAUGAUUUUCGGAAUAAGCGGACGUGUGGCACAACAGGUAUACACGCGUAGAUGUAUUCGCGUCGUACGUGCCGCCGUGUCUCCGAUUAUCUAUCGCGGUGAGCGCGAAUUACGCAACGCUGCGCGCGUUAUGACGUUUCCGCGGAAAAUCCGCACGCGUGACACACACAAACACACUUGGCGCUGCUUGGCGCAUUGCGCGACAAUGAUUCGGCGGAAUUAUUAACGGCCGAUUUUCGUGAUUCAAUCGAUCUCUUUCUUGUUUGUCAUCCCUCGUCCCGAUGACGCUCGGCGUAUUUGUGAAACGCUUCCAAUUAUCGUCGGAGGUGUGUAUGCUACGCGUCAAUUGCGUCUCUCUCUCUCUCUCUCUCUCUCUCUCUCUCUCUCGCGCGCGCGCGUGCGAGAUAACUCCGGGGUUGCUUUUUACAUGUCACACGGGAGGCUGAAAUAAUUGAAUUCAGACGACAUUUAUGACGCGGCGAGAUAAUGAUCCGAAGGGAAUCACCGAGGUUGCGUAAUAUUUCGCCAUAAUCCCACGCGUUAGUUGGAAUUUAAUGAGCGUUUAUUUCCGUGGACGGCAUCUUUAUCGGCGAAUCGAAUUAACGCGAGGUAACGCCACGCGAGGCAUUGACGUCACGCCAGUCCGUACGAGAGAAAGAGAGAGAAUCGCGGUUUGAAUAUUAGACUGCCCGUACCACGUGGCAUCUCUUCUCACUCCCUUCGUCGUCGUAGUCGUCAUGUCAUAUUACACUGCCGCCACUUUGUCAUCGCGAACUCGUGAAUUGUGCGGGUUAAAAGUAUUAAGGAUGAAUCACACGAAUCGGUGAUUCCGCGUUCUUAAUUUAAUUCCACCUAGCCGAGAUCUCUUCUCGCGAAAGCGAAUAAUUUCGCGCGACGAACGUGACGUUCAUACAUUCGUCCGUUCAUCGAAAGACGACACGGAGAAAAUGUUACAGCGAAAAUUACGUGGGAAUUAUAUCCGUUUUCGCAAUGUUUUUUCCCGAGCUGGACUAUACCAAAAUUGUAUCACAAAUUGUUGUACACUGAGAGAGAAAAAAUAUCUUAGAAAUAAACAAUAUUCAAUACUAAUCAUUACUAUAUUUACACCAAUAUAAAAUAUUCUUUAAAUAAAAAAAUACAUAUUCUCUAUUUACAUUUUUUUGAAAUCUUAAUUUUUCACGAAAGCCAUUGUGCUUAUUAUAUUUAAUAAAAGAAUUAAAUAAAAGAAUAUUUAAUUUUAUUUGUCUUUAAUAAAAAAAAUUAAUUUUAUUUAAUAAAAGAAUGAAAUAUAAAAGAAUUCAUAUCUAAUAUGUUAUCCAAUAUAAAUACCUAUUGUGAAUAUUUUUUAUCUUUAGAUUUUUUUUCUUUUAAAUAUCUUUUUUAGAUUUUUUUCUCUCGGUACAUAAAUAGUAGAUUUGGCGAUCUAUCUAAUACACGACACAAGAAAUAUCUGAGUAAUUUUAGUAAUUUUGCAGUUAAAAAUUAGGCAAACAUGCUUAAUACUUUUAUUACUUUUGAACAAACAUGCAGUAUUUCGGUCAUAAUCCUGAAUCGAAGAUUGCAAAAAUCUUGUUGCCAUAUUUUCCAUAUUGAAAACAUCUCUUGUUCUUUAGGGCGUGCAAUCGCGACCACAAAGUUCAUGCUUCUUCUCCGACGCACUUCGCGACGCAACCGACUUCCAAGGGAAGAGUUUGGCUUUGAGAAUUUUUUUUUUCAAGAGAUAGGCUUCCUCAUCGGACGCCACGUGCGUUUCUCUCGGCCGAGGAAUGUGCGCCGACCUUUGUGGCCGCGAUUGCACCUUGCGACAAUUUCUGUCGAUCUUAUCGCUUCGUGGCGAAACACACACGUGCGACGAUCGCGAAUAUUUCACGUAUCGAAGGCGGAAAGACGAAGCCGCGGAAAUUCCCAGGCGAUGAGAGGCUCCGAUCGCGCGACCGAGAUUUCGCCAAUAAUUAAUUGCACUGCGGCCAGGGCCGGCUUGCCGUGCGUCGUGUCCUCCCCGUGAGCGGAAGAGCGGAAACGUGAUUCCCCCGAUCGCAACACGUGGCGUACGUCACGCCGCCACAUGCGUUUCCGCAUGCGUCACACGACGCGAAACGCGUCCGCACGUUGUUUCGCCGGCUGGAAUCGCGCGGCUCCAGCUUGAGUUGGCCGAGGCAAAAAGGAAACAAUAUACGUAUCGCGUCAGUCGCGAGCGGUUGUUUGCGCGAUUCGCGGCGGAAUUACGUCGUUCUCAGCGCGCGCGCAGCGACCAACGGCGUUGUUUACGCGCUUAAUUGGCCCUGCCGGGCAACAAACGGUAUAUAACGCGAGACAUUUCUACUUUUUUCCGCAUUAGUCGUGGAAAGAUUCGCGUUUCUCGCGGGGACUUAACCUGAGGGGGCAGCGAGGAACGAGAAGACGGUGUGUGUGUGUGUGUGUGUGUUUGUGUGCGUGUCUGCGCCACGCCGUGUCCACGAAGGUGUGAAUCGGCGCUUUAAAUAGACGCGCUUUCACGUCCACCGACGGGAAUUUACGAGUGACCGGGAUAUUUCGGGAAAAUCUCAGAGCGCAGAAACGUUCACGAGAGAGUCGGCGCUCGCGUCGCGUGGGCGAAAGUGCGCCGCUUUUGGACCGUGCGCGUAUACGCUUGUGUACAUGUGUGUGUGCGCGCGUGUAUCGGCCCGUCCGUCCUUCUGACGUUUCGCAAACUUGCGAUAUCGACGAGUGCAACGCACGUCGCUCUCGUUCGCCGAAAAGGAGACAGCUCUCCGGCACUUUGUUGCUUCUUUUUUUGAUGUACUAAGAGAACGAAUUAUGGUGGCAGAGUUUGUCUCGCGCCAGAGUGGAUCGCCCAUCAAUGGUGAGACCGCGUGCCUGAACAGCAACAGCAUGCCGGCCACGCACACAAUGGCGCACGGCGGCCACGGUGGCCACGCCGGUCACGACGCCCACGGACCCUUGCCGCCCCUGACCCAUCCUGGCCAUCACGGUGGGCCGCCAGCGGUCCAGCAGCAGCAUCAACACCAGCCGCAGCAGCAACCACCGCCGCCGCAGCAGCAGCAGCAGCAGCAACCUCAGCCUACCCACCAUCACCACCAUCACCAGGCGCAGCAGCAGCAGCAGCAGCAGCAGCAGCAGCAGCAGCAGCAACAACAACCGCAGCAGCAUCAACAACAGCAGCAGCAUCAUCACGACGCGCAGCAGCACCCGGAGAAUUACUCGUCGAACUUCGACAUCAGAAAGGACCUGUUCACGCAGCGCAAGCAGCGCGAGUUCAUUCCCGACAACAAGAAGGACGACAGCUACUGGGACCGCAGGCGGCGCAACAACGAGGCAGCGAAGCGGUCGCGCGAGAAGCGCCGCUUCAACGACAUGGUGCUGGAGCAGCGGGUGAUGGAGCUCAGCAAGGAAAACCACAUACUGAAGGCGCAGCUGGAGGCGAUACGCGACAAAUACGGCAUCUGCGGCGAGGCCAUCAUCAACCCGGAGCACGUGUUGGCCGCGUUGCCGAGCGAGCCGACGAUCACCGUGAAGCGGGCCAAGAUACCGACCCCGGCUACGCUCAUCUACACCACCCGCACGCCGAGUCCGGUGCACACGUCGGUGAUCCACCAGCCGGUGAGCGGCGCACGGUCGCCGAGGUCGCCCGCCUCGCAGCUCUAUGUGCCGGAGACCACGGCUUACCCGGAGACUGAGAGCUUCCAGUAUCCGUACUCGCACACGGCGAUGCAUCUGGAUACCACGAGCGCGCUCAAUCUCUCCCGUGGUCGCAGGGCACAGUCGCCCUUCGAGCUGUCGUCCGGCAGCGGUGACGAAGGCCCCCAGCUGGUAGUCAGCUCUCAAAACCCGGCCGCCAACAACAGCCUGCCGCACAAACUCAGGCACAAAUCGCGCAUCGGCGACAAAGACGCCGCGAGCGCGCUCUUGGCUCUUCAGGGUAUCAAGCAGGAGCCCGGCGCAAGGGCGUCGCCACCCUGGGACAACGAGGGCUCCAGCGAUGAGCGCGACUCCGGGAUCUCGUUGGGCGCCGAAUGGACAGGUCCGAAUGUCUCCGCGGUCUCCGACAGCGACCGCGAGGUGAAGCUGAAGCUCGACCGUUUGGCGUCUGAGGUAGCGUCGCUACAGUCGAUAUUCCGCUUCGGCAAACCAGCCGACAACCUGGUGGCGGUGCAUAGCUUGGCGUCGAAUGCCGCCGCCGCCGCCGCCGCCGCGGUCAGCGGACCGUGAGAGGUGCGCGCGACCCUGUGAAUCGGCUCGUAUGAGCCCUUUCCAUCGCUGGAUUCUCUCCGGCUGGAUGCCGAGAUUCUUUGAACAACUAGACGAUGACGACGACGACCACGAGGAGUCGUCGUUUGUUUGAAGCAUUCGAUGGACGAACGGAUCCUUGGAUCGUCGCGAAAGAAGCUGAUGACGUCGAGUUGAAUAUAGCGUUCCAAGAAGAUCGCGAGAAGAAUUCUUUUUUUCAGGCGGGUGUUACAAGAGCAGAUGGGUAGUACUCGCUUGACAUUCGCCCAUGAAUCCAUCAAAAUACGAAUAUUGUCGAAUCUUAAUCGUGUAUUUUUAUUACUCUCUCCAACAUUUUUCUGGAUCUUAUUUUACUUCGUUUAGAUUUCUUUUUCACGCAUAUUUGUGAAGAUAAUAUAUUGAUAUCUAUAUUUAAUUAACUAGAAAAGAAAUUAGACGACUCAAUGUCCGCUAAAGUGGAUGAUGCGAGUCGGUUAAUCAGGACCCGAUUUUUUACUUCUUCAACCACGCAGGGCAUACUUUUCUAGUCGGGCAACUUCUUGUCAACAACAAUUUCAUUGACAUUGUCAGAUGGACAUCGCGGCUGGGUUUACUACCGAUCUGCUCGCCGCGAGCUGCGAUCCCAUUAGAUACUGCAAGCACUUUGAAGCGCCAAAAGGAAAGCCAUUAUUGGUCUAUGCGGCGCUUCAAAACACUCGCAGCGUCUAAUGUAUAUCACACUCCCGAGUCAUCUCGCGUAAACAAUUGUAUCGCGGCGAAUGCGACAGAACGCCGUAGCGUCUCGUCCGCAAUACUUCGGAUCCUUCGACCGGCUGGACCGACGGACUACUCUCUUUCCCGGAACCCUCGCGAGACCGUUCCUUUUCGUUGAAAAUUAUAAUUUAUUGUGAUACGUCGAGCAGGAGGAGUCAGACCCCGUUCGCAAGGUUCCCGACUACGUGCGAGGUAUGCGUGUGUGUAUGUGUGUGUAUGUGUGUGUGUGUCUGUGCCCGUGUCUCUGGGCGGUUUGCCGGUCGAAGUUUCGGGAGGAGCGAUUUUUUUCUCCACUUUCCUACCGGAGCGACGGUAGGAGUUAAGAGCGACGCGAUUACCCGUAGCGUUCGUAAGUUGUACGUUGUAAGACCCGUAGGCUAAUCGUUCUUCUAUUAUUCACCAUUAUACCGUUACUAGAGCGAGGUUUGUUGAUCCGAGCAGUCGUAUUCGCGGCGAGGCGAGUCGGGUCGAGCCGAGAGCCGUGGCUGUCUCGGUUGGUGGCGAGUCGCCGCGAUCCGCGUGCCGUUUAACCACCCCGAGGUUUACUCCCCGAAUUGAUAAUUAGUUGCGCAACCGGCUAUCUCACUACCGUCUCAGACAUAACGAUUCCAUUCUCGCGUACGGAGCAGGAAUUCUGUCUUUUCAUCCCUAUUUCUCUCCUGCCAUCGUCAUCCAUUCAUCUGCUCCUUUCUUCCUCUUCUUCUUCUCAUCGUCUUCUACUCCUUCUGCUUCUUUUUCGCGAGUAUUAGUUGUAAAGCGGCGAGUGGAGCAUGAUGGAGCUUCGAGAGACGAAGCUGGCGACCGCGUUCACAAUUAUUUAUUUAUUGCCAAAAAGACCGAACUUCUGUCCACUGUCAAUCUUUGACGUUGACUUUUUCUCGAAAAUAAUGUUCCGCGAAAUCUCGAAGAUUCGGUGUUCAUCGGUGCCUCUCACUUCGAAUUCACUUUUCGUUUAUUUCACUCGCUCGCCAUCGCAUCAGAGCAGCCGCGCCUCGGAACUCCCGCGAAGCUCCACCGGUCUUCAAACUUUUCACUCUUGGACGCGGAGUCCACUCGGGACGAUUUAUAAUUCACGACACAUACUGACGGAGAAAAUUAUUCUCUCUUUCUCUCUCUCUCUUUUUCGAAAAAGUUCGGAAGACCGAGAUUACUUAUAAAUGACAACACAAAAUUACAGAUAGAAUACAAAUUAUAGAUCGAGGAGAACGAACUUUCGAGUCAUCUCCAUUGAUCCGGAUGUAACUUGAAAGAAAGAAAGAGAGAACAGCGAGGUUGCGCUUUAACAUUCGCGGCGUCCGUUCUCGCCCGACUUUGCGCCGACUGUCUCCUUUUUAUACUUUUGCUAUUAAUCGUAUUGCUACGACAUCGACGUGUAGUAGCAACACGUCUGUAUAUAUGUAUAUGUAUAAACGAAACGAAAGUGCAUCUGUGUUACAAAACGCCGUACGAGAGAACGCUAUCUGUCGACUCUAAAUGUACAAUAUUCGCUGCGGAAAAUCUUCUCGGAAGGCGGAAUUUAGUGUUGAAGUAUUAAGCGAGCCUAUAGGUGUAUGUAAUAUAUAUAUAUAUAUAUACAUAGCAUAUAUACUUACAAGAAAUAUAUAUAUAUAUACAUAUAUAUAUACACACUCGAUAUACAUAUAUGCAUAUAUUUUUCAAAUUAAUGUAUUUUUCGAUAUCAUCAUUAAAACGACGAACUAUGUGUAAACGCGUGUACUGCGCCCGAUUGUCGCGGACUCGAAGGAGCUCGAGAUAGAAGGACGAUGGAGGAGUCGUCGGUCGUAGCGGAAGUGUCGCCGACUUUCCGGCACGGCAAUUAUAUAGAACCAAAGUAGAUUGACUCUUUUCGAAAUCACGACGAGAAGAUAACAAGCCCGGCGCGCGUCUGGCUUUAGCGGGGAAGAGAGAAAAACAAUCCGAGGAUUGCGAUCCGAUGACAAGAGAGAGAACGAAAGCAACGGCGACGUGCAGUCGCGAAGAAGUCGGCGAGAAUCGCCGGGAAUUCGCUCAUCAGCGUCCCGAUCGAUCAACCAUUCGUUAAUACCAUAUGUGAUAUCGUAGAGCGAUAGAAGCGCGAAACCCGACGACGUUUUAACCCGCGAUCCCGCGGAGGACCGCAUCAUCCCCUAUUUAUUGUAUACUAAUCGCCUAUGUUAUACGGCGGAGCGCGAACCGACGAUGGUGAAGAAUUCGCGAGCGUACGAUUAUAGACGAAGGCGCGUCAAAAAGAGGCCGUGUUCAAGUCCCGUCACCCGCGUAGGGAGAGAGAGGGAGAGAGAGAGAGAAAGAGACAGACAGACAGAGAGAGAGAGAGAGAGAAAGAAAGAUUGGCUAUUGUCCGCGUCGGAAAGGAUCUCGCAUUGUAUUCCUCUCUCUUUCUCCCCUUCAUGUCUCUUUCUCUCUCCACUCCCCAGCGUGAAUGCUCCAGAUUUUGUACGGUAUGUUUGUACGUGAAACGAACCCGCACAUGACCGCGAGGUACAAGGACCGAAGCGACAGGACUUGAAUGUGCACGCGAGGAUCAACGUAGCCAGUAGCAAUAAGUGAGAUAAGCUAUCGUCGUCGAGCUCCGCGCGCUGUAAAGGAUACAAGAACGUAGUGAUAGUGUAGUGUAGGACACCGUUCUCGCAGUCGCGUCGCUGUAAAAUACCGAGAGUGCCUGUAUAACGACGGAAUCAUUCGCCGCGUGUCUCGCGAAUCGAAGAGGCGCGAAACCGCCGUUGUCGUCGGCGAAGCGAAGCCGCCGGUCGACGACGGCGAGAGGAACGAAGACAUUGUACCGUGUGCAUGUAAAUAGAUCGUCUUCUGCCGAGCUAAUUCGCAAUUUCCAAUCAGCGAGUUGACGACUCGGUCUCGUGCGAUUCCGGAUUUCUUCUUUCACACACAUUCAAACACACAUACAUAUACAGACACACACACACACAGACACACUGAUUACUCGCGCACCUCUGCCUCGCUCGCCUCAGACGAUCGCGAGAGAGCCGAUAUAUAUUAUUGUACAUAUACAAUCGCACCUUUGCCAAAAAGCAGUUACGAGGACCGCGAAGCAAGGUCGGCCGGAGAAGGAACGAACGUAUUUUUUACCCGCCCUUCGCCCCGUGUCCCAUCUAAGUUGUACCCUCUCCUCCUUCUCCCUCCCUCUCACACUCCCUCCGCGAAAUGACUCGCGCGCGUUUUCGACUAUACAGUUCCUAUGUGCACUACUGCUGGUAUAUAAAAGCGACUCAGGCGAUCGAUAACCAAGUCGUCCGCGAUAAUCAUGUAUGUAUAAUUCCGAUCUUAUUAAGCUUCGGUUCCCCCCUUUCUCCGGCUGCUCGGAGAUGUAAGUAUUUAGACACUAAGGGACAUAUCCACAGCGCGUGUAGUGUACUUGUAUAUGAAUACCGAAAUAAAUAUUUUCAAUGUUUUUGACAA